AUGUAUGCUCAGAGUCCUCAUCCAGCAGGUAGUUUACAAGACUAUAGAACAGCCUUAUAUACUGCUGAACAGUUCAAGUCUUUUGGUAUUCAUGCACAGAUUAGUGAAUAUUAUCCAUUACUCUCAGUACCAAUUCAUCGUCACUUGAGUAUUCAAUUGCCAUUGAAAGGAAUCAAGAGAUUAAAUCUCACAGAGAGUUCGAUUCCUGGAGAUUCAUGUACAAACAAUCAAGAUGCAUUGCCUCCAUAUUUUGGAUACUCAGAUUCAGGUAAUAUUACAGCAUCAGUCAUAUAUGUGAAUUAUGCAAGACCUAUGGACUUUCAGUGGUUAAAAGACAAUAACGUGACGUUAGAAGGCAAAAUUGCAUUAGCACGGUAUGGAAGUAAUUUUCGUGGAGUUAAAGUGAUGCUAGCAGAACAACAUAAGAUGGUUGGUGUUCUCAUUUAUUCGGAUCCACUUGAUGAUGGAUAUGCUCAAGGACCGGUCUAUCCAGAUGGUCCAUGGCGACCAGAAGGAUCAUUUCAACGUGGAUCAGUGCAGUACAACUCUAUUUAUGGUGGUGAUCCGCUUACUCCAGGCUUCCCAUCCCUACCUGGUGAACCUUACCUGAGCAAGGAAGAGAGCAAAACAAUUCCACAUAUCCCAGCACUUCCUCUUUCGUACGGUCAGGCUCGCUACAUUCUCGAGUUAUUGGGGGGCAAGAAAGCUCCAGAGACUUGGCAAGGUGCUCUUAAGCUUGAUAAUGGUGGCUAUUAUGUGGGUGACGAUGAAGCUACGGUUUUGAAUAUGGAUGUGGCCAUGGACAAUAGUAUUGGACCUAUUUGGGACGUUAUCGGUACCAUUGAAGGCACGGAGGAGCCCGACCAGAUGGUUCUGAUUGGCAAUCACCGCGACGCUUGGGUAUGCGGAGCUGUGGAUCCAUCUAGUGCGUCAGCUGUCAUGCUGGAGAUUGCUCGAGGGCUGGGUGACUUGUUAAAAGAUGGCUGGAAACCUCGUCGUACUCUUAUAAUCGCUUCUUGGGAUGGCGAGGAAUUAGGCUUGCUCGGUAGCACAGAAUAUGCAGAGGACCAUGCUGAGCUGUUGAAGAAGCAGGCUGUAGCGUAUGUCAACGUAGACAAUUUGGUCGGCCCCUUUGUGAGCUCUGGAGGCACACCGUCCAUUGCAAAGUUCCUGCAGGAAACGGCCCAGCUUAUUCCAGGCAACCCGUUUUACGGCGUGAAUGUCACGGAGAGCUUGUAUGAGCAGUGGGUGUGCUGCUCCGGCACAGAUUUUACAGCCUUUUAUCAGCACCUUGGCAUUCCCUCGGCUAAUCUGGGCUACACUAUCGGCAGUGCGAUGUACGGCACGUAUCACAGCACCAUGGAUAGCAUUCCGUAUGUGAGAACUGUGGGCGAUCCGCAUUACGCGACGCAUACUACGAUGGCAAAGUGGUGGGGGCUAAUUGCUCUACGCCUGGUAGACAACGCUAUCGUACCGUUUGACUUUUCAACUUACGGGCUUGUAAUGCAGAAAGGACUCGCCGGGUACGAAAAUAUAACAGUUGUUAUGGGGCGUAGUGUUGACUACUCGGCACUUCACGAAGCGAUUAGAAAGUUCAGCAGCAACGCCGAGGUCUUUCAAGCGCAUGUUUCUGAAUUUCUCCAGAAGACUACUACGAAGAAAGAAAGCCGCAAGUACAAGGCGGAACGUCACUUGUGGAAUGAAAAACUUGUGAGUCUCGAGCGCUUUUUGAUUUCAGACGCCGGGCUGCCUCAUCGACCGUGGUUCAAGCACAUGAUUUUCGGGCCGGGCUUCUACGAAGGCUACAAGGGAGCUACGUUCCCAGGUAUCUCAGACAGCAUCGUGUUUGAGGACGAUAGCGCUGCGAUUCAAGCCCAUGUGGAUGAUGUCGCCGCAGUCAUUAAUACAGCUGCGGCUUAUUUUACGUCUGUGUAG
Messenger RNA from Peronospora belbahrii, 1935 nucleotides. NCBI's taxonomy places the organism in Eukaryota, Oomycota, Peronosporomycetes, Peronosporales, Peronosporaceae. The record is from the annotation of a GenBank genome assembly.